AAUACUUGUUUGAUAAAAUCAAUUCAUUUGUAGACGGGUAAGCUUUGUUAUAAUGGCUUAUACUGUGCCCGUCUCAUCUAAGUAAUUAAGUUUUUGAUAUAUAUUAGAUUAUUAUGGAGCAGAACAAGCAUGACGAGGAGUUUUGUAGCGAUGAUAAUAGUAAAUUACCUUCUUUAUCUGCAAAAUAUCCAUGGUUUGUCGUUCAGAAUCUUCAAGACCUUACUCACCAGUUUUUCUCCACCCUUCACAACCCGUCCCUUAAGUAUCAGUGUCGAAUCCCUGAGUUGUCCGGGAGACGUAUCCAAGGCUGUUUCCAUGGUUGGAUCAUUCUCUCAAACCAUCCGCACAAUGAUAUUUGGUCUCUUUGGAAUCCAUCAUCCAAUUCCAGGAUUAUAUCUCUCCCUCCCUUAAUUCUGAAAGACGAGGAUUAUGAUUCUAUUGCAGAAUGUUGUUUGUCUGCUCCUCCCGAUGAUCCAAAUUCAGUUAUCCUGUUAACUAGAACCAAUAAGCCUACUUUUGUCUUUUGUCAACUAUCUCCCAAAAGAAUUAAAAGCCUAAGAAAGAAGCCAAGAUGGACCGAGAUGUCAUACGCUUACCAGCUCAAGAGAAUAACCUGGGAUGGUCUUCAACUACAUAGUCUAACUUGUUGCAAUGGUCAAGUAUAUGCUUUAUGUACUGAUAACCAAAUUACUCAUAUUGCCAUAGAAAUUGCAAUUAUAGUGAAGGAUAGAGAAGUUGUGAUACAACUACUAGCAUUUGGGGCAUGCCCUACUCCUCUUUCAUUCCGUUGUUUCAAGCAGCUUUCUUUUCUGACAGCAACUUGUAAAGAGAUGUUCUACAUUAUAGUUGGUUUUCAUACGGAUUCUGACAAAAUACCUUAUGGUGUAUAUUUGUUUAAAUUAGAAAUGACUAGUGUAAAUUGGGAAGACUUGGAAUGUCUCAAGCACUGGGAUAUGACUCGUACGGAAGGUUUGGAAACAGAAUAUUGCCAUGACUUGAAAAUUACUCAUGAUUUGUGGGAAGAAGUGAAAGACCUUAAAGACGGCAUAUUUGUUGUGGAUCUUACUCGUGAGAACUUGGAAUUUUACAACCCUGUAAUUGCAUCAGAGUUGGGGGGAUAUAUACACAUUCAAGACAAAAUGGACAAAGUAAUAUAUUCGUAUCAACUCAACAAUGAAACCAUCAGUGCAUCUCCUGUGCCUUCUUUUGUGCUGCCAACAAGCCACAUGUCUAUGUGGGAGUGCAGGUUAGAAGAUGACCAUAAAGAGGCCAAGUUCAUGGUUGAUUCCAAACAAGGUAAGGAUGAGAUAGUGGGUACCUUGAUUACGGACAAUGAUAUUGAUGUUAUUGAAUCCAAGCUACUUGAUUUUCCAUUUGAUGUUCUGGAGAUGAUAAUGAAGUUUUGUGUUGGCGUGGAAUACUUGAACUUUCGUGCUACAUGUAAACGUUUGAAUCGAGCAGCACCUGUCAUACAAUGGCGCAACCAAGUAGCAUUACAUGAUUAUUCAUCAGUUUCACCUUGGCUGAUGGUUGUUGACCAAAUUCGAGACAUUAUUACUUUCACAGAUCCAAUGAUGGGUGACAACUACUUUAUGAGAAGUACACAGUUGUUAUCGAUUUCUGAUGAAACAAUAUAUUAUUCUAGGUUUGGCUGGUUGCUGUUUACGACUAGUGAUUACACCCCAGCGUUUUUUAACCCCUUUACAAAUGAUCUCCGCCUGCUUCCAAAGACGGGUUUAUGCAUGUCAACCUAUUGUUUCUCACACCCGCCUACUUCCCCUGAUUGUAUGGUUGUUGGAUUUGCACAUGAAAAAGUUCUCAUCCAUUAUGUAGCCCGAGAACCAAGCUGGCAUUUGUUUGAUCUAGAUACCGAGUCACAGUUUCGUUCUAUUUGUUAUCUAACAUUCCAUGAAACAGAUCUUUAUGCCUUGUACGAGACAGGAGAACUUAUGGUUUUCAAAGAUCUGGGUGAAGAAGAUAUCUCUUGGGAAAUUCUUAAGACAGAUGCCCCUAGAAGUUGUAGCGAAUCUCCGGCACAAUAUUUUUUGGUGAAAGGUGACCAACAUCUCUUACUAGUUGUUAUGGGUUCGUUUGGAAAACUCAUAGAGGUAUUCAAGCUGAAUGAUUCUACACAAGAAUGGGAAAAAGUAAACGGUUUAGGAAGGCACAUGAUUUAUUUAUGUGAUACAACAUGCCUAUGCAUUGAAGCCAAAACACCAGAAAUGGAGAACAAGAUCUUCCUUGCACAGUUGAGUUCUGGAACCAAGAAGAUUGUGUUUUAUUCUCUUGAAACAUGCACGUUUCAUACAUUCAAUGGCAAAAGCAUCCAGAAAAAAGUAGAUAUCGUCCCAACUAGAUAUGUUUGUGCUCAUACUUGGAUUGAACCAAGUUGGUCUCUUCACUACCCCCCAAAUGAAGAAGAGGAAUAAAAGCUCGGGAGUCGCACACAAGGCUCUCUCAUAAUGUGAUCAAAUGUAUUCUAAUAAAGCAUUCAACUAGGUGAAGUCAUUCUCAUUUUUUGAAGUAAGCUCUCUGUUCGGACCAGGGGGCUAAGUGCAUUAUAUGUAUUAUUUUUUUGCUUUGUAACAACAUUGUAGGGCAUUUUAAACUUGUUGCUUCUUUUUUAUCUUUCAGUUAUAUUAUUAUUAUGUAUCCUUGAUAAA
Messenger RNA from Erigeron canadensis, 2663 nucleotides. RefSeq lists its product as uncharacterized. The transcript has 2 exons. The record is from RefSeq and is a predicted model, not a curated record. NCBI's taxonomy places the organism in Eukaryota, Viridiplantae, Streptophyta, Magnoliopsida, Asterales, Asteraceae. Gene Ontology annotation, molecular function: protein binding. Bases 114 to 2429 code for a protein of 771 amino acids.